AAUUAAAACCUGAAUUAAACUGCUUUCCCACAAUAAAUCACCAACACAAAAGGAGCGACAGCCAACCGCCCGCGCAUAGCAAUCUGCUCGACUAUUUUUCGUGUCCUGAGUUUGCCUUUAAUCCGUUAUUUCGUUGUUUUCUUCUGUCUCAGUCAUUUGCCGCGCGUCCCAUAUAUUUUGUUGUUGCAUCAGGGCCAGUGCAUAUUAUUAUUAUUACUAUUAUUAUUUGUGUGUUUAUGUUUACUGUGACUUUUCGUUUUCAAUUCGAUGGUGCACCAGAACACACAGCCACAGUCACAGUCACAUCCACCUAGCACACUGAAAGAAAACCAAGAAACCCAAAACGACACCGAAACUGAAUAGACGCAAAUACCGAACCAACGAGACCCUUUCCAAAGACAAGUCCAAAAUGGCCAAAAUGUACGGAAAGGGUAAGACUGCCAUCGAGUCGGAGGAGCAGCAGAGGCGACGCUGGCAGAUCGAGCUGGAGUUCGUGCAGUGCCUGUCCAAUCCCAACUAUCUCAACUUCCUCGCGCAGCGCGGAUUUUUCAAGGACCAGUCGUUCAUCAACUACCUGAAGUAUCUGCAGUACUGGAAGGAGCCGGACUAUGCCAAAUACCUCAUGUACCCAAUGUGCCUCUACUUUCUCGAUUUGCUGCAGUACGAGCACUUUCGCCGCGAGAUCGUCAACUCGCAGUGCUGCAAGUUCAUUGAUGACCAAGCGAUUCUCCAGUGGCAGCACUACACUCGCAAGCGGAUCAAGCUGAUCGAGAAUGUGACGGCCGCUCAGCAGCAGCAGCAGCAGCAACAACAGCAGCUGCAGCAGCAACAGCAACAACAGCAGGCGAACGGCGUUGAGGCUGCAACGGGUGGUGAAGCAGCGGCAGCCACGCCCAACGUCAAUGGAGCAGCUGCCACGGCGGAUUGCCAGCAGACGGCCACUGCACUUCAGCCAGUUCAGGCUCAGGCGGGGAAUCCCCAACAGCAGCAGCAGCAACAGCAGCAGCAGCAGCAAAUCAAUGGCCUUUCCGCAGGGGCCAACAACAAACUAGAGUUAAACUAGCGCUGGCAACUUAAAGUUUACCAAUAAAAUAGUCUAAGAAUCAGGAA
Messenger RNA from Drosophila elegans, 1110 nucleotides. RefSeq names its product mediator of RNA polymerase II transcription subunit 31 (gene MED31). Gene Ontology annotation, molecular function: transcription coregulator activity. Gene Ontology annotation, biological process: regulation of transcription by RNA polymerase II. The transcript has 3 exons. Lineage: Eukaryota; Metazoa; Arthropoda; Insecta; Diptera; Drosophilidae. The record is from RefSeq and is a predicted model, not a curated record. Bases 410 to 1063 code for a protein of 217 amino acids. Gene Ontology annotation, cellular component: core mediator complex; mediator complex.